GUUGUUACGCUGAUAAUAAGCUACAAUUGUUUGGUGUUGCAAAGCUGAAGUGGCAAUGUACCUAGCAACGAUGAUGAACAUACUGGCACGGACAGGUUUAAAUUCAGACAGGUUCUUUUGAGUGACUUGAACAUUGCAAGAUUUUCUCCUGAUCAGAGAGAAUUGGGUAUCCUAAGCCAUUUCACCAAGCGUCUCUGAUUUCAUCAAUGAGCUACAAGGAGGCAGCAAAAGACAAUCAGCAGAGGAGUCACUGUCCUUUCUGGCUGAUCGAAGACCAGACAGACUGCCACAUUCUGAAUCAUCGUGCUUCAGGAAACGGCUUCAGAAUUCAAGGGCUUCGGUGCUUGAUGUUUCUAAGAAAGGAUGGAUAUGUGAGGUGCAUGAAUUGUUAUAUGAGGCAGAGAGCGGCAGUCUCACCGUUUUGAGGUUCUGAAACGGUCCUACAAUAAAGGUCAGGCUUAAAUAGACUUCAAGAAAUACAGCACAAGAAAAGUGUAUGCAAGAUGCAGAAGUGUAUUUCCAGCGUUUGUGUAUCUCUCAUUUUUUGCGCAAUCCUCACGGAGACAAUUGGAUUUGUAAUUGCGGCGAAAGAGAAGCGAGGAUGGACCCUGAACAGUGCAGGAUACCUCUUGGGUCCUCGUCGUAUUGAUCACCUAAUACAGAUAAAGGAUUCUCCCAGUGCAAGGGGGAGAGAAGAACUGCUUGGUCAAUAUGCAAUUGACAGUCACAGAUCACUGAGUGACAAGCACGGCCUGGCAGGAAAGAGGGACAUGCCGUUGGAGGAUGAUUUCAAAUCAGGGGCUUUGAGAAUAGCUGAUGAAGACGUCAUUCACACCUUAAUCGACUUCCUUUCUUAUCUAAAAUUGAAAGAAAUUGGGGCUCUUGACAGCUUGCAAUCGUCACUCACAUCAGAAGAGAUGGGUCAGCCAUAGCUUGUGACGAGCUUCUACUCUUCUAUUUACUCACUUAGGACCUUUGGCUUUGCCCUUUUCAGUUUGGGCUUUAAAUUCACAAAUUAAGCAAAACAUUUCUGUUCCAUCUGUUUCUCCUGCCACCCUGUGGCAAUUUUUCACUCUUCUAACAACCAUGGCUGUGUGAGUUGGAGAAGGUGUAAAAAAAAAAGAUAAAUAAAUUCUUUAAUGGCUUUCA
Messenger RNA from Clupea harengus (Atlantic herring), 1149 nucleotides. RefSeq names its product galanin and GMAP prepropeptide (gene gal). Gene Ontology annotation, biological process: neuropeptide signaling pathway. Gene Ontology annotation, cellular component: secretory granule; extracellular region. The record is from RefSeq and is a predicted model, not a curated record. NCBI's taxonomy places the organism in Eukaryota, Metazoa, Chordata, Actinopteri, Clupeiformes, Clupeidae. Gene Ontology annotation, molecular function: neuropeptide hormone activity; galanin receptor binding.